UUUCCUACGUAGGUGGAAUUUUAUUCCUUCGCGAAAGUUUUUUUUUACUGUGCUCGGAAUUAUUGCACUCUCAAAAGGAACUUACCAUUGGUUAGGAGAGACGUUAACCGAAAUCGGAAGCAACAAGCUCUUAAAUUGUUGGUCAAUGCUCCAUAUUUUGCUUCUCUGGUCAGGUUUUCCUGGGAAAUCGAAACCGAUAAUGCUUCUAUUUACAGCUGUUGUUAUUUUAGGCUGUCUUUACCCAUGCGAUGCUGGAUUACCAGCUGUGGGAAACUGUACUUUCAUGGAUUACUACUGCAGCUUACGAAACUACGAAUCAACAUUCUUCAAGGCGUUGAAGGAAGGGACUUCUUCAGAUUGUGGACUCCAAUUCUGGAUGUUAUACUAUCGCUCCUUGAAGAAAUCAAAGGAAUGUUUGAAAACUGAACCAACAUUGAAAGUGGCUAACAUUGAGGAAAUGGAAUCGCUUUACUGCAGCGGGAGAGACUUAGAGAUACCGCUAGUUUCGUCGCUGUCCUUGUGUUCGCCCGAACACAAGAGCAAAGUCGACGAAUGCAUUCGUGACUUCGCGGAAACGUUUUUCAAGGACCCAAGCGACAAAUCGCUGUGCAGUAAACGUGGAGAAGCCAGGAUGUGUGUGACUAUGACAUGGGAUACCGUUUGCAAUAAUGUCACCACAAUGUCCACGGGGAUCUUAAAAAAUGUCACCGCUAACUUUAACCCGUUUUGUGAUGGAGGGAAAGAUCCAUGGGCUUUAGAAGAAGAUCUGUGCGAGCCAUAUCAUGAAGAGAUCACUCAGCCUACUCAGCCAGUUUGUGAGAUGUGUGGGGCAGGACGCCGCGAGUAUUCUAUAACUGCUCUUUGGCUGAGUCUUUGGCUUUGUGCUCUUGCACUGUAUGUAUAGGAGUAACUAAGCCUGGCGCAUGUGGACUAUUAAACACACCGUGCACAUUAA
Molecule: messenger RNA, 955 nt
Organism: Pocillopora verrucosa
Lineage: Eukaryota; Metazoa; Cnidaria; Anthozoa; Scleractinia; Pocilloporidae
Source: RefSeq, a predicted model, not a curated record